ACAAUACGGUCGACGCAAAGCGACGCGAUAAUUGACGACAAGAAUAUCUCGUCAAAAUCAAAUCUCGCUAGCGCUUUUUUUGCGGGAGUUUUGUAUAAAUUAGACUGUAAUUACUCUACUCGAGAAUAUAAUUGACAAGAAGGUAUCCACAUUUUUAACAUUCACCAGUACUAGACUGCAGCUACACCGUGUCUGUAGCUGUAGCGUAGCUUAGCCUUAGGCCGUGUCUACUGGACUCUUGUGUGACCAAUGUGGCUGUGCUGGUGCUGAGAGCUAGAGUCUCGCAGAAUUUCAGGAGCAACUAACAAGUGCAGUGCAAGUGAAUGCAGUGGUGACUGACACUGCACUGACACUGUGACAGUGACAACUUUUGAAUUGAAGCUGAGCUGAAUGAAGAAAACAUCAUGGAUCAACCGAUUGUGAAUAUUCCUGAGGAAGUUUUGAGCUCACUUUGCACACGUUUUCUUAUCAACAUUCCUGAUGAGGAGAGGAACGAUUUAAUACGAGCUUUCUUCCAGAUUGAGCUGGCCCAUUGGUUCUACAUUGACUUCUUCAGAGUUGAGCAACAGGGACUUCCCAAUUGUGGCAUGAAGGAAUUCUCCAAAGCUAUUUUCAAGCAUUGUCCAUUUUUGAUUGACCAUGCUGACAAGGUAGAUAAACUCCAUGCAGAAUGGAGGGAAUACAAGAUGAGUGUUCCAACAUACGGAGGAAUAUUACUUGAUACUUCCCUCACGCAUCUUGUAAUGGUGCAAGGUUUUUUUAGCAGAACGAGCUGGGGAUUCCCCAAAGGGAAGGUCAACAAAGAGGAACUUCCUGUGCAAUGUGCAAUAAGAGAGGUUCGUGAAGAGAUAGGUUUUGACGUCACCAACUACAUUGAUGAAAAUAACUACAUUGAGACAUAUCUGAAUGACCAACUUGCCAGACUUUACGUUGUUCCAAAUAUUCCAAUGGAUGUAGACUUCAAGCCAAUCACACGAGGGGAAAUCAAAGAAGUGCGCUGGUUUUUGAUAAAUGAUCUACCUGCAAGCAAGAAGGAUCCAGCGCCCAAGGUCAACUUAGGUCUCAAUCCAAAUCAUUUCUUCAUGGUCAUUCCAUUUAUCAAACCUUUAAAGAAGAGACUGAACAAGAUGCAGCAAUCUGGUUCUUCAAAUAGAGGUACUUACAGUCCUUCAGCAAUCCUCUCAUCAAACAGCAAUACUCAGUCUCAGAGGACACAAAGCCCAACUCAGGGUAACUACAGACAAAGUGGAGGCAGAGGGCGAGGUGGGAACAACAACCAUGUCGUAAACACCAACGGAGGACCAACUAGCCAAACAACGCCUGAUAGUAACAAAGUAGAGACCAGACGCAAGCAACAGCAGCAAAGCUUCAAAGCACAGAACAUGAAUGCAAUAACCCAAUAUUCCAGGUUUAAAGAUCCUGCUCUAGAUGCCAUGUGGAACAAUCAGGGUGGGGUGGGGCUGAAGCAGAGGCAGAAAAGCCAAGGGGGUGGUGGCCAAGGGGUGGUGGUUAUUCACCCCAGACACCGCAGUCAUCGCAGGAAGCUCCAAAACAAGGGAGACAUAGCAAGGUCCGAAUUCAUGACACUGAUGCUAAUAAACAAAAUCCAGAGACUCUUCAAGGAUCCUCCCCACUUCCGAGCAAGCAAAUCAAUCGCAAACAGGCGCAGGAUAGCCGCCAAUCCAGUCACACCCUCUGCUCUAAAGCAUUCCUCAACUUCAGGUUCGAUGUCAAUGCCAUCAUGAAAGCUUUUGAUGGAAUCAAGUAAAAAGUGUCGGUAUUCAAAGGAUUUAAUCACCUAAACAUCUGCUACAAGACUUCUCUUCACUUCUUGCUCUCCGUAUUAAACCAACAGGGAUCACAGAUCUACGAUUUGACCAUGAUAUACCAUGCAAGUUUCAGACUCUAAAUGGAGUAAUCUUGUGCUGGUCAAGACUCCUAACAACCGGUGGAUUCAUAGAAUAAUGAGAUUACCGUAGUAUGGAUGUAGCCUUUGGACAGCCUAGACACCAGCUGGUGUCAUCUCAGUCAGGUUAAGAACUUUUUUUUCUACGUCCAGUGGAACUUAAGAAUGUAUGGGUUGGCCUGUGGAGAGUAAGUUGAAAGCUGUUACUCUGAGGCAAUUUAUGUGGUCCUAAAUGUUGCGCUUUUGAUGGAUUUGUGGACCACAUCAGGACUCUGGAGUACAACAACUGAAUUGUUUUAAAUUGGAGACUUGAAAUAUGGAUCAAAAGAAAUGCAGGCUUGCUUCAGCUGCUAGAAUAUGAAAAGGACUGAAAUGUACAUGUGUUCAUCUUAUAUUAGAGAGAAAGAAAGAAACAUUGAAAGAGAGGAAAGUUCCAAAUUGUUGGGCUCUGUAAAUUGUCAAUUUGGUAUGCUAUUAUUGCAUUGUGAUGCAUACAGUAUACCCCAAAAGGCAUGGAUUGAUGUCAAGAUCUUGUAGUACAUGUUUGUUAAUAUCUGUACAUCAUGCACCAUAGGAUCUCUUUAAGUGAACUUUUCUUUCUUCUUGAAUAAAAAUGCUAUUAAUACAAACACCUACAACUUUAAUAUACUUCAGUUGCUUGUAACCCCCCCCCCCCCCCUCUCCACCUUCCCUCUCCCCAUCAAACCCACAGUCUCCUAAAUUUUGCAAUCCAAAUUAACAUCUAGGUAUCCUGAAAUGUCAAGGAAACUUGGAAGUUAGCGUAUGCAACUUUUGUUGUCUGUUGAUAUGAUAGGUUAGAGAGGUCUCUUGUUGUCACUGUCGCCCUCCUUUUAUAUCUUGAUCACCCAAGUGCUUCGGAACACUGGCUGACAUAGUCCAUUAUUGCCAUCAAAUAUUAUCUGUAUUGAAGAUUGAGGGUUAUAGACAUAUCACUAGUGCAAAUCGACGUGCAUACAGGCAUUGAUAAUGAAACAAACAUAUCAUUCAGUGGCAUAAUAGAUUUUGGAUGGAUAGUGCAACAAUUGUGCAACAACAAAUAAUGUGUAUACCAUUUUUGUAGAUUUUCAGUAGAAGUGCAAUAUCAGUGCGGAGAAUUGGAAAUGUAUUGUACACAUUUUAGAUAGAGCUUCAAUAUCAUGGUUUUGUUUUCUAAUAUUUUCAACUUUGUAUUGCGCUAUGCAUUUUUUUUAUAUCUUUGAAGUUUGCCUAGAUUUUAUACUUUUUAUCUCAAAACCAAAGGAACCACUGUGUUCUCUCAGUCUUCAAUUUUGUUGAUUAUGUUUCUGUGUGUGUGCAAACAUGUUAGCAUUUAUUACAAGAUGGAAUAAUCAUAGUUGGUCCAUGCAUCCCUCACUCAAAGCUAACUUUUGUAAAAUGAGGCUCUGUUGAUGCAUUUUUUAGUAAUGGUGAAGCAUCUUCCAAACUUAAUCUAUAACAACAAACACUGAGUCAAAUUGUGAUUCAGGAAAUGAAAUUAGAAGGUGACUUAAGUUUUAUCCCAAAAUAUGUUUAUGAAAUGUACACACACAAAACAAACACGAACCAAGGAGAGGCUUGUUUUUUGUUUUCACACAAUACACUGUAAACUAGCAUAUUUUGACUGAAACUUUCCCAUAAAGCAAGGUAAGAUAUACAUAUAUGCAUCAUCAUCAUGUAUAUAUAUAUAUAUGUAUAUAUAUAUAUAUAUAUAUAUAUAUAUAUAUAUAUAUAUAUACACAUACAUAUUUCAGCUUCUUAUGUUUUAUACUCUGAAUGCAAAGAUAAAUAUGUGUUGGAAAUUUGAUAUCGACUCCAUAUUCGAGUUCACUAGUUUAAACAAACUUAAUUAAGAUGCUAGAGAUAGAUUUUUCAAGCUUUGAAGGUUUGUUUAGGUCUUUUGGUAGAUCAUAGAUGCAAUCCCUAGAUUGCAACUUGUCCAUUUUGACGUAUGUAGUGGGAUGCAAGCUCACAGGCUCCAUCAAUAGAGUUUACUUGACCACGCAUCUCUGUAUGCAAGAUAUUUUGUAGUAAAUAUUGUUAGAAAACAGGGUUAACUUUACAUAGGUACAUGCACAUGUACAUGCACAUGUACAUUCACGAUGUAAAUCUUUUGUACCUUUUAUAUCAUUUUCUUAAAUACUCCUAGUUUAUACUUUUAUAAUCUUGAGUUUUUUGAGGCAGUAGAUAUGUUUAUAUUAUGUAUACAGUCAGAGAUCCAAAUUGUCAAGCCUUUUUACCCAAUAUUGUACCAUAAUGGCAUUAGUGGAGGAGUCAAGAAAGCCACAGACAGUUUUUGUAGGGGGAUGCUUCUUAUCUCAAUUUGUGUUGCACUGUCCUAAAUUUAUAUGUAUGAAUAAUGAAUGACACUAUGAAUUUAUGAUGCAGCUUCUCUUUAUAUAGCAAGAUAUUUUGUCCCUUAAAGUUGCUCAAGCGUGGGUAUAUAGAGGGCAGCACACGGACGUACACACGCACAGGAGCAUAAUACCCAUUGGCUCAGUGUUAUGCAGUGAUCGCCAAGUUGCCUACGCGAACGACUAUAUAUCCACGCAUGAUCAUCUUUAAAGUAGAUUACACUUACACUUCAAAUUCAAGGUACACAUGCUGAAUUACAUCAAAAAGAUGUGAUCAAAUGUUGCAGCAUGACAUUUUUGAAUACUUUCCUGUGACAGCAUAAACCUGUACAUUUAGACUAAAAAGUAAAAUUAACUGUUGUCAUUGUACAGUGUGUAAAUAAUCGGUGGAUUUGAUAUAGCACUGUUGAAAGGUACAUGUAUCGUAAAAUGUUUGAGCAAUUGUACUUUUGUGAAGAGAAUCAAGAGAUAACAAAUAUGCCCUAUUUGAUACCCAUUUGAAAUAAAAAAAUGUCAAAGAAUA
Molecule: messenger RNA, 4780 nt
Organism: Strongylocentrotus purpuratus (purple sea urchin)
Lineage: Eukaryota; Metazoa; Echinodermata; Echinoidea; Camarodonta; Strongylocentrotidae
Gene: dcp2
Product: m7GpppN-mRNA hydrolase
Exons: 10
Coding region: 405-1745 (446 amino acids)
Biological process (GO): deadenylation-dependent decapping of nuclear-transcribed mRNA; nuclear-transcribed mRNA catabolic process, nonsense-mediated decay
Cellular component (GO): P-body; cytoplasm
Molecular function (GO): manganese ion binding; RNA binding; 5'-(N(7)-methylguanosine 5'-triphospho)-[mRNA] hydrolase activity
Source: RefSeq, a predicted model, not a curated record